Molecule: messenger RNA, 4861 nt
Organism: Zophobas morio
Lineage: Eukaryota; Metazoa; Arthropoda; Insecta; Coleoptera; Tenebrionidae
Product: dystroglycan 1
Exons: 9
Coding region: 376-4083 (1235 amino acids)
Biological process (GO): axon guidance; muscle attachment; nerve development
Cellular component (GO): dystrophin-associated glycoprotein complex; dystroglycan complex; sarcolemma
Molecular function (GO): laminin binding; calcium ion binding
Source: RefSeq, a predicted model, not a curated record
AUCUACUCGUCUGUUUAUUUAGUCACAUGUUGGUGGAAAUUUAUUCGCGUGAGUACACGGUCGCAGUACCCGGCGCAGUGCUUUUCUUAAAAUACCACCCACUGGACUGGAGAGGUUGUUCAACUGGGCUUGCAGAUUUAGCGCGGUUUGGUCGGAAAUCUGAAAUUGUGCUUAUUUGUGGCCGAAAAGUGCAUAGCGUGGCGUUAGAUGAGCAGGUGUUGAGUUGAAUGCAAGGAUAAAUUCAAAGGGAACUGUGGGGUGGUUUUGACGAGGAACGGAAAGCGAGGGACAGAGUAGAAUGUGCGAAUUUUGUGUGCGGUUUCGUGUUUGAGCUCAUAAAAUAAGGCGAUGAAUGCGUGACCCAUCCGGCUGAGAAUGUCUUCCUCCCUCGUGUUCGCCGCACUGCUGGCAGUGUUGGCGGCGACUGCAGCUCAAUCCCCAGACGAAGACUUCGGCUUCGACGUGUCGGACGAAUUCGAGGUCGAAAUAGACGGCGGCUCCCGUAAGCUGUGGAACAACAAAGAAAUCACGGCUUACGCCGGCAAAGUGUUUCAUCUGGUUAUCCCGAAGGAAGCGUUCGGGAGAGACGCCGAAAGUUAUGAGGCUAAACGUUCUGGCGGCGUGUCGCUGCCCCUAUGGCUGCUCUUCGAUAAAAUCGGGGGCGUUUUUUGGGGAGUGCCUCUCAGCGAAGACGUUGGCACUCUUCGUCUAGUCAUCAGAGCUCUCGGGAGCGAUAAAAACAUAUCAGAAGAGGUCACGAUAAACGUGCUCGAAACGUCUGAUCUCAAAACAGAGGACAAGUGUCCAAGUACUGAAGAUAAAACUGUACUUACCCUUCUCAUCGACAAGGGCGUCAGGGCAAUCAAACCGAAACAAAGAGUGAUAGCUGUCAACAACAUCGCGAAAUUCUUUGGCUUGCCUUAUAGUGCCUUUACUUUAAAAUCUCAAUUAGAAAAAGAUGAUAUUACGGAUAGUUCGGUAGUACUAGCUGGACCAGGGAAUUUGCACACGAGGUCAUCAAAACUAACGUCUCUUCUCCAAGUUCCUGUGGGCUGUGAUGGACGAUUAUGGCUGCAAACUGCCCCUCUGGUGCACCAGCUGAAGCAGCAAGCUCGAGAUGGUACCAUUUCGGAAGUGCUGGGGCUUCCAUUAGUCGGUUGGAGGGUAAAAACCGAAACUAGACCUGCGAUUAGGUCAAAAAGACAAGUCGAUGACUACGGAAGUGGUGACUACGAGGAGUACUACGAUGACACCUACGACGACGAAUACGAAGACGAAGAUGAUCUUGAGCCGGUUUCGAAGGCUGUCACGACCCCAGUAACCACAACGACGACCACUGCUGUUCCGACCCAUCCACAUCGACAUCAUCAUGGUGAAGCCGUAAAUCCGGAAGAAGUCGAUUCUAGUAUUCCGAUUAUAAGAGAUCACCACCACUUGAGUACAAGUCCGAGAGUAGAGGAAGAGACCGUACCUAGUACUGUUCCGAUGGUACCGCAGACUGCCCCACAAACGACCUCAACCACUACGAGUACUACCACAACAACCACCACAACGACCACACAGAAGACCACACUUGAAGAAGAAGUGGUUAGAGGAUCAUCGAGUACUACUAGUCGUCUUGAGACCACAACACCAAAGGCUGAAGUUCACACAAACCCUGCCUACGAGGAGUACGACGAUUAUUACGUUGAAGAAGAUUUCGAAGAGGACCCAAUUGAAAGUAGAACUAUCGUUCCCGAAAUGAUGCCACCAAAACACACAGUACCUGAAGUAACCUCACCCCCGGAAUCACCCACAACGACUACUGCGAAAUCAACCACAAGAGAAUACAUAAUCGAAACAGUACCUCCAACUACGUCCACCGAAAGAGAAACGACUGUGAUGAUCGUCGAAGAUACGGAACUCUCGACUGUUGUGUAUCCGGAAACUGUCGACAACACGGUAGCACCUACAACAUCGACGACGACACAGUCGAUACCGACAGUAAUAGUGACGUCACCCACUACAACUUCCACCACCACCACGACUACCACAACCACGACUACUACACCGGCGCCCGUCGUGCCUACCACUACGGAAAGACUUACAACUAUGGGAGACGAAGAGGACGAAGACGAGGAGGAAGGAGAAGAAGUGUCAACUGUGAGAUUGACAACAGCAAGACACAUCGUUACGUCACCGCGAACAACCACAGUUAGGGAAAUCACCGAAGGCCUCGAAUACGAAGAGAAAAAUUUCCAACCAUACAUCGAAAAUCGGCUCAAGCAAAUGUCUGUUAUUGCUGGUAAAAUCUUCCGUUUCGUCGUGCCGAAAAAUACGUUCAACGAUUUCGAAGACGGCAACAAUUUGACGUUAGAGUUCUUAAAUUCGAAAGGAGAACCUUUGUCGAAGGAUUCCUGGUGCCACUUCAAUCCGGUCAGGAGGGAGAUUUACGGAUUACCUCUUGAGGAAGACGUGUCGAAGUGGGAGUACGUUAUAAAAGCCACCGACAAAGAGGGCGCUUCAGUCACCGACGUAUUUACCAUCCAAGUUCAACAACACAAAUUGCAGCGAGUCGUUAACCACGAAAUCUCCCUGUACAUGCGGAUAGAGAAGCGUCAGGAGUUCCCGCAUUUCGUGGAUUGGUGUCUGAAAACCUUGCGAGCUUUGGGGCGGAUCUACAACACGAAUAUGACGGAAAUAACCGUAAGGAACGUCAAUUACACAAGCGAACCCGUAAUUUUCACUUGGACUAACGAUUCUAUACCGACGAAUUACUGUCCGGUCGAGGAAAUCGACAAGCUAUAUAAGAUGUUGACGGCCAACGAUAGGGGAGAUCCGAAACAAGAAUUGAGUUUAUUGUUGGGCCCGGAACUCAGGGUAAAAAAAGUGACCAAACACGGCUUAGGUGUGUGCGAGACGCCGCAGGUCCCGGUUACGCCCCCGACCAAUUUCUCGCCGUUCUUGAGAAAUCCGGUGGAUCACAUAAAUGCGACUGUUGGAGAGCUGCUCGUGUUUAAAGUGCCAGAUGACACAUUCUACGAUCCUGAGGACACGGAUUCCCGAACUUUGAACAUUUCGUUGCUGACGAUGGAUCGUCAGCCCAUCAAACCGAAUAACUGGUUGCAGUUUGACAGCAAAAAUCGAGAGUUUUAUGGCAUUCCAAGAAAACCUGGCCGAAGCGAAUAUCAGCUGGUUUGUGUGGAUAGCGGUGGAUCAACUGCUACGGACAGUUUGGAAAUUGUUGUCUAUCCCGCUUCUAAGGUUCACUACAAUGUAGAAUUUAGUAUGACGGUUGAAACUCCGUUUGAGACCUUCGUCAACAGCGCAUCCAUACAACGAAAGUUCAUAGAAAAAUUACAGGGAAUAUUCGGCGAUCGAAACGCCAGUUUCAUCCACACCGCUCCCUUCAAGCAAAAGGACCACUCCACCAUCGUCACAUGGUAUAACAAAUCGCUCAGUACCGUAAAAUGCCCCCACGACGAAAUCAGUCAUUUGGAGUCCAUGUUGAGAAACCACCAAGACCGGGGCAUUUCCAACCUCGUCUCCAGCAUGAUGGAGCCCGAGUUUCUCAUAUCGAAAAUCAGCGUUUUGACCAUGGGAAUCUGCAGGGCCAAAGUGAUCCCCGUGGCACCACCCAUCCACGAAGAUACCAUCAUUCCAGUGGACGAAAAGUCCCCCGAAGCGAAAGCAGACGAGUACCAAUACCUGAUGACGUUCAUAGUACCUGCUGUUAUCAUAUCAAUAAUGUUAUUCUUGGCUGCCUUAGCCGCCUGCGUGUUGUACCGGCGCAGAAGAACCGGAAAAAUGAACGUGGAGGAAGACGGAAGACAGAGUUACGGCAACAAGGGAAUUCCUGUGAUAUUCCAGGAGGAAUUGGAGGAGAAGCCGGAAUCCGGAACCAAAACCCCGGUUAUCCUGAAGGACGAGAAGCCACCUUUGGCGCCCCCGGAGUACAGCAAGAGCGGCUCUUUGAAACUAACGGACGACUCGGAACCGUAUCAGCCGCCGCCUCCCUUCACCAGGACUCAGGACAACGGCAGACAGCCCCGACCAAAGCCCACCCCUACCUAUAGGAAACCACCCCCAUACGUGCCUCCCUAACAAUUGCAUUUCACUUUUUUUCAGCAAUAAGAUCUUGAUUUUACUGCCAGUAAAAUUUGGUUUUCACUUCACUUGAAAUAGCCAAAAAAGGGGACCCAUAGGUCGGUUUUAAGGGUAACUGUCAAAAAUGUGAUGUUUGUUGGUGAUUACGUAACUUAGGGUCCCGUUUUUUCACAUUCUCGCGAUGCCAAAUCAGUGAACAUCGCCUGCAGCUUCUUCGAGCGUUAAUUCUUCUUCUGUUGGGUAGUUAUUGUCUUUCUCUGUGAUAUGAUUUCGUUUGUUACAAUAGAAAUUAUUUGCGGGCGGUGAGUUGAAUCCUUUUAGUUAUACGAAAGCUGCGAACCAAAAUAUUUUGUUUCACUUAAAAUUUUAUUAUGGAACAAUAACUACUGCGUUUUGUAAUAAUAAUUGUAUUAUACUACAUAACUCUAUAUUUUAUUUACUGCCGACGGCAUUUUAGAAUAAGACUCCUAACCGUAAUGUUAUUUGUAUGAAUAGUACGCGAAUAUAUUUAAAGAAUUAAAAUGAAAUAGAAUAGUUCUUCUAAGGCUGUUUUUACUUUGCUUUAUAAUUUUUGAACACGUUUUAACUGUCGCACAAUCUUUAUAUACGACUUUUCCUUUUAUAUAUGUAUCGUUUGUAAGUGUACAGACUUCGUUUUAACACGUAUUCAUUUGGAAUAUUAUUUUUUAUUGACGAUGUAUCGUGGAAUACAACUUUAUAUUUAACUUAAGUUACCAAUAACUUUGUACUGUAAAAAAUUUAUAAUGUUUUUAUA